AAUGUCCCUUUUAAUACAAAAAGUAGCAAAGGAAAACUUAUGAUUGCAAUCUUACAGGAAUUUAAUUGCAAUUGUACUUUUAACCUUAAAUAGACCAUGGAGAACUUUUUAUCUCUGUUCUGUUGUCAUUAUUCUUUACUGAUUUUUUUUCAGUACAAAUACCAGGUGUAUGGAAACUAUUCCCAGCUACCCAAACACCCAGGAUUCAGAGUUCUUGCAUCAGCUUCCCAUUACUGGCCAUUGGAAGAUGUGGAUGGAAUUCACGAAUUUCGGGAUACAAAUGGAGCUCUAAGAAUCCACAACUUCACUGUGCUUCCUUCCCAUAAUUCUACCUUUGUAUAUACCAAUGACUCUGCCUACUCUAACUUCUCUGCAACUGUAGAUAUUGUAGAAGGAAUGGUGAACAAAGGAAUUUAUGUCACUGAAAAGAAAGGAGUGACUUUUCUCUUCUUUGGGAACUAUCAAAACUCCUGCAUUAGUAAUCCAGAAGUUUGUGGACCUGAGGGAGUAACGUUUUCCUUUUUCUGGAAAACUCAAGACAAGCAGGCUAAGUUUCUCCCUGCCUCUGGUGGACAAGUAAUUUCCAGUGGUUUCAAAAUCUGUUCAAAUGAAGGUGAAGGGUCAGUGGAAUUUUACACCCGUGGGAAUGCAAUGAUGAAGUGGAAAGCAAGCUUUAGUCCACCAGGUCCUUACUGGACUCAUAUUCUCUUCACAUGGAAAUCAAGAGAAGGACUGAAAGUCUAUGUCAAUGGAACACUAAACACAACUGAUCCAAGUGGGAAAGUUUUCUAUGACUAUGGAGACCCCAGUGCGAAUCUUCUGACUGGGACAGAGGGGGAUCAAAGCAAGCGCUAUGUGAAUGGGGCAUUUGAUGAAUUCAUCAUAUGGGAAAGGGCACUCACCCCCAGUGAAAUUGAGCAGUACUUUACAGCUGCUGUUGGUGUGCAAGUUCUGCUUUCUUCAACACUUCCAUGGUCUGUGAUGACAACCACUACAAAACCUAUGCUCUCUACAAAUGCCUAUCAUCCCAUCAUAACUAAUUUGACCGAGGAGAGAGGGAAUUUCCUCUCCCCUGACACGAUGCUGGGCUACUUGGAGAACGUGUCCUUCAGCUUGCCCAACAAAUCCUUGUCAGAAAAUACUGCUCUAAGUCUGACAGAGGCAUUUUUAAAAGCUAUUGAAGAAUUUCUGUUAUUUCCCAACUGGAUUGAUGUACCAGAGACUGCUCAUCUCUUUGGAAGUUUAGUUCAAACUGUUGACAGUGUGAUGGCUCAUAUGGCACAAAACCUGGAUGAAAGCUCAUUACCUUUAACUCUUGAUGGAGUAUCAUCUGUGGCAGAUUACACCUUGGUCAAAACGCAUCCUCAGACUCUGAAUUUGUCUCACUAUCGAUUUCCACCUCGAGGACAGAGUUAUAUUUCCAUUCCCAGCGAAGCUUUUCAUGGAAAAGAUUGGAUUACCAUUGUGGGCCUGCUUUACCAUAACAUGCAUUAUUUCUUUCAUAACAUCAACCCUAUGGAUACCAAGAUUGCUGAAGCUGCUGCCUACAAAGGUUACAUGAUCUCAGCAACCAGUUAUCUUAUCUCUAUCAAAGUGGAACCUCUGCCCCGGUUGUCCCACAAUCUGUCAGGAUCUCCUCUUAUUACUAUUCAGCUCACCCACAAAUUGACUCCCAGGCAAUACAGCCAGGCACUAAAUAAGAGUAACAGAGUUCACCUUUACUGUGCUUUUUUGGACUAUAGCAACGGAACUGGAGUUUGGUCUAAUGAGGGUUGUGUGCGUGAGAGUGGGGACCUCAACUACUCAGUGUGCCUUUGUAACCACCUCACCAACUUCGCCAUCCUGAUGCAAGUGGUGCCUCUGAAGCUAACGAGAGAACACCAGGUGGCCCUCUCCUCCAUCACUUACAUUGGCUGUGCUCUGUCCAUCUUCUGCCUGACGAUCACGCUGGUCACAUUCGCUAUCUUGUCGUCUGUCAGUACUAUUCGUAACCAGCGCUAUCAUAUCCACGCCAAUCUCUCCUUUGCUGUCUUGGUGGCUCAGAUCCUGCUUCUCACCAGCUUUCACUUCAGCCCUGGAUCGAUGCCUUGCAAGAUCUUGGCCAUUCUUCUUCAUUUUUUCUUCCUGAGUGCUUUUGCUUGGAUGCUGGUGGAAGGAUUUCAUCUGUACAGUAUGGUGAUCAAAGUAUUUGGGUCAGAAGAGAGCAAGCACUUAUAUUAUUAUGGAAUUGGAUGGGGCUGUCCCCUGGUGAUUUGUGUAAUUUCUGCAACAGCCUCUCUAGACAGCUAUGGAGAAAGUGGCAACUGCUGGCUUUCACUAGAGAACGGAGCGAUCUGGGCUUUUGUGGCACCGGCGCUGUUUGUAAUCCUGGUCAAUAUUGGUAUUCUCAUUGCUGUCACGAGAGUUAUCUCCAGAAUCAGUGCAGAUAACUAUAAGGUACAUGGAGAUGCCAAUGCCUUCAAACUAACAGCUAAAGCUGUUGCUGUUCUCUUACCAAUCUUGGGAAGCUCGUGGAUCUUCGGGGUUUUGGCUGUCAAUGCUCAUGCAUUAGUUUUUCAGUAUAUAUUUGCUGUUUUCAAUUCACUACAGGGAUUUUUCAUGUUCCUGUUUCACUGUCUUCUGAAUUCAGAGGUCAGAGCCGCCUUUAAGCACAAAACCAAGGUCUGGUCCCUUACCAGUAGUUCAACUCGAAACAUCAAUGUGAAACCCUUCAAUUCAGACAUUAUGACUGGGAACAGGCCAGGCACGACCCCCACAAAGCUGAACACCUGGGAUAAAAGCACAAAUUCAGCCAACCGCAUUGAUUUAUCAGCAGUCUGA
This is a messenger RNA of Indicator indicator, 2820 nucleotides long. It is a transcript of the gene ADGRD1, whose product is annotated as adhesion G protein-coupled receptor D1. Gene Ontology annotation, molecular function: G protein-coupled receptor activity. The transcript is spliced from 26 exons. Gene Ontology annotation, biological process: adenylate cyclase-activating G protein-coupled receptor signaling pathway; cell surface receptor signaling pathway. Gene Ontology annotation, cellular component: membrane. Lineage: Eukaryota; Metazoa; Chordata; Aves; Piciformes; Indicatoridae. The record is from RefSeq and is a predicted model, not a curated record.